This is a messenger RNA of Spodoptera littoralis (African cotton leafworm), 789 nucleotides long. Lineage: Eukaryota; Metazoa; Arthropoda; Insecta; Lepidoptera; Noctuidae. The record is from the annotation of a GenBank genome assembly.
AUGACAGUGCUGGCUCUCCUGACUAUUGCCCUCUUUGCAGGUGCUGUCUUCGCCGCCCCUCAGUCUUCCCGUAUCGUGGGUGGAACUGAGACUUCCAUCGAGAAGUUCCCCUCCAUCGUUGCGGUUGAAAGCUACAGUGUAUUUUUUGCGUCCUGGUCUCAGUCUUGUGGUGCCAAUAUUUUGACCACGCGAUACGUUCUGUCUGCUGCACACUGUUUCAGUGGAAUCCUCUACAGCCCCAACUACCGUCGCAUCAGGGCAGGUUCUUCCUAUCGCAACACCGGUGGUAUCGUGGCGUACGUGGAUGUUGAGAUCAACCACCCUUCCUAUGGCUUAAACGGUUAUGAUGGUGACAUCUCAGUAAUUCGUCUGAUUACUCCCUUAGUAUACAGCCCCGUUGUGCAACAAGCAACCAUUGUCGCCCAAGGAUACAAGAUCCCUGACAACUUGCCUGUUGUCCACGCUGGAUGGGGAAGGAUCGAAUACGGCGGUGCUUUGUCUCCCGUACUCUUGGAGACCACUAUCUUCACCAUCAACAAUGAGCUGUGUGCCGCUCGCUACUUGACUCUGCCCAGACCAGGAAUUGUUACUGAGAACAUGAUCUGCGCUGGUAUUCUUGACGUCGGUGGCAAGGAUGCCUGCCAGGGUGACUCUGGUGGUCCUCUCUACUUCUCAGACAUUCUCGUCGGUGUUGUAUCUUGGGGUCAUGAAUGUGCUAACGAUACUUAUCCAGGAGUCAGCACUGCCGUGAGCUCCUACACUGACUGGAUCGCGGCUGCUGUCAGCUAA